GGCGGCGGAAGGACUCUGCUCCAUUGGCGACGUCGGUGGACCUUCCCGGAUGGCAACGGCCGGCGGACCAUCGAGGAAGCCCUUCAGCGGGCCGUGGCUGGUAGCAGGCGGGGGCCUGCGGAAUACCGCCCGGUUCUGCUGGAGGGCUGAGGGGGAGCCUCCCUUCUGCCGGCAGUGCCACAGCUUUGGACACACCCUGGAGGGAUGCGCCAAUCUGCGCUGCCGCAACUGCCUGGAGUCGGGGCACAUGGCCAGGGACUGCAAGGGCCCCCGUCGCUGCAAACACUGUAACGGCGAGGACCAUCUGGCUCGUUCCUGCCCACAGAAAAAGACUACAUAUGCCGACGCUCUGUCGGAUAACAGAGCAGUCGGCAUGGAGAAUGGUGGGGGAGCUCUAGCCCCCACGACUGGGCAGGAACAGCCGGCGACGGGGGCAGAAGGAGAAGCCCUGGUCGUGGUGGAGGAGGCCCCUUCGAGUGCGACACCAAUGCAGGAGGGGUCUCCGAACAAGGUGGAGCAGCUCGCCCUGGCUCCAGGCGUCAGCAGCAGGCGAAAGAAGAGCGGUGCAUCCCCCCGGGGGAGGAAGAAGAGCAGAAGGGAGGCGCAACCCGACGCAUCCAGCCCUCCGGCUGCCACCUCGCCAGCAGUGGCGGCCGGGGACCAAGGCCGACAGUGUCCCCCCUCCCCGAUGUUAGAGGCCCCCCGUCUGGUGUGGGACUUGGGACAGUCCCCUGUACCCCCCCAGGAGUACAGCGGUCAACAGGACACUGCUAAUGAACAGGAGUACCUGGGGGGGCUGGAAUUGGGGGACCUUUUGAGGUUGACUGAGGAGGGGGGGCAGUAGGACAGUAUUGUUUUUAAUGGCUGGCUUUUAUUAUUUUAGUUUGUUGUUUUUAACUGUAUUUUAUUAUUUUAACA
This is a messenger RNA of Brienomyrus brachyistius, 918 nucleotides long. RefSeq lists its product as uncharacterized. The coding region runs from base 50 to 844 and encodes 264 amino acids. Lineage: Eukaryota; Metazoa; Chordata; Actinopteri; Osteoglossiformes; Mormyridae. Gene Ontology annotation, molecular function: nucleic acid binding; zinc ion binding. The transcript has 2 exons. The record is from RefSeq and is a predicted model, not a curated record.